Molecule: messenger RNA, 2493 nt
Organism: Symbiodinium natans
Lineage: Eukaryota; Dinophyceae; Suessiales; Symbiodiniaceae
Source: the annotation of a GenBank genome assembly
AUGACCUAUUUCGCAGAUAUCAAUCCCCUGUAUCUGCGCUGGGCCGCUGGAAUUCUUGUGAGCCUGGUGGGAAUUGGGCUAUGCUUCUGGAACCUACUGACAGGAUCCACAGUCAUUGCCUUUGCCGCGUAUGUCAUGGGCCACUGGGUAUUAAAGCGGCACUCGAGACCCUUCGUCUACUCUACUCGGAUCGUGUUGGCGGCCGGAUUUUUGCUGAGCACUGCCUUUAUUACUCUCAUGCCAUGGACUUUUUAUGGAGGCCACGAAGGCUGCAGCGCAUUCUCACCAACCAUGGAGACCCGCCACGGGUACCACUUCGGCGACUUCUGGACGCUAAUGUGGGCUCUGCAUGCAGUGAACUGGAUCUUGCUGCCGAUUGUUGUUAACCUUGUGUUAGCAGAACACCCUGCCUCAACCUACGUUCGCGACUCAUGGAGAUGUGUUGCUUUUACCUGGGCGGCCCAGGCCAUGAAGACAGCGGGGAUGGUUAUGUGGACCUGCACCGGGUCUGAUCGGAACAAGGACGGCGUCAGGGACAGUGCCUAUGUCACCCAGCCGCUGGCAAGAUUCCUCUUGCCCGCUAGCGGCACCAUGCUGUUCUUUUGUGACAUUUGGUGCCUCCGGCUGAUGCAAGUCAGGCUUCGUGCCCUGGAGGAGUCAUUCGGGGAGCCUCUUCCCUUCACUCAGCCCAUCAGAUGGCUCUGCCGCAUCGUCACCGCCUGCGCCUUGUCGGGUACGUUUGUCGGCCUCCUGCCCAACGCGGUCAUCUUUGUGGGCUUUGCAGCUUCGACAUUGGGGUUGGGAUCCUUGACGCUCCUGAUGUGCUUGUCAAUCCAAGUUCCAUUGAAGGCACUGACAGCAAUGCCAGCAGCUCAGGGGGAUCCCAGUGCUUCAGAUGGCGUUGGCAGUGACAGUGUGCACAGUCUACGGCAUGGCUCAAGCCGCGCAUCGAUACAGCUGGAGGACGACAUGGCCUUUGCAAGGAAAGUACUCCGUCGGUCUCAGCUCGCUGUAAUCUUGGCCGGCCUGUCCAUGGUUUGGCACCAUGGUGCCUUCGGUUUGAGGCUCUUCGCUCCUUCGAAGCUCGUAUUCUCCGCGUACCAGUACGGGCAUAUGUGCAACAUGAUCGGAAACAUCCUCGGCCUGACACUGUUGUCAGGAAACCAGAUCACCUUCCCGGGAUCAUCCCGCCUCUCUCUCUCGAAGCGAAACUCGGCUGGGCUUGCCCCGAAACGCAGCUCCUCUGACAUGUCUACAUCUACCCCGGACGCUCAGCAGAGACCCCGGACAUCCUACUUACAGCAGGACCUCGAGUGCACAUGUCAGCAGGUUGGGAAGACCCGAUCAGUCAGUUCCUUUGGACAUUCGCGCUCGCAGCGCGAGGAGUCCAUUGUGGCGAAAGUGCUGUCUGUCUCGUCUUGGAGGCAUGCCAGAGAUCCGAGCUGCGAGAAGUGUGCUUGGGAAGACAUUGUCCAGCAGAUCUCGAAUCGGCGGAUCACGGUGGGUCAGUUGCUGGACUUCCACGCGCAGCUUAGCCCUCAAAAGGGCGUCAUGACGGCCCUGAUGCCGCAUUUUGAUGCAGGGAGGUCCACCACGAACGAUGUCGUUCGCCACGCUAUCAUUCCGCGGUCCCGAUGCGACGACGUGGGCAGGGCCUUAGCGGAGAUUUUCAUGCUCGAAGCAACAUCCAGAAGAUGGUUCUCUGCCGCUCAGUCGCCACCCCGUAUGGUCACCCACCAUUGGGCGAACUGUUUUCGUGACCUUGUCGCUGCUGUGGUAGCAGACAGUCUCGGCCUGACUCGUUGGGACAGCAUAGCGGACCAGCUCCAGGCCGGCCGUGAAGCAUCCCUUAGGAAGAGACUACAGGAUUGUGGCGCGCUUCGCUGGUGCUACUGGAUUUGUGCCUUCUGCAUCAAUCAGCAUGCCUCCAUCUGUGGUGACUCCAUGGGGCGACUGGACACUGUUUCGGGUGAGGUGCUGCCUUCAUGUGACUGCCUCACGCCGAAGUAUCUUAAUGAUCAACGAAUUCGCUGCGAGCUCAACAAGUUCGACAGCGUGAUGGAAUAUCUGCACCAGCGCUAUCCAAGGGGCUUUCUUCAGGUGGUUGCAGUGGACAGCCGGUUCGACUUGUUCUCGAGGGCCUGGUGCGUCGCAGAAUUGGUGCAGGCGCACAGCAGCCAGAUGGAUCAGCAUGUUGUCCUUCACUCACCCGAAGUCUUGGAGCAGAACGCGCCACGCCUCAGCUCCCUGCGAGUAGAAGACUGCGCUGCCUCGAGGGUGGAGGAUAAGGAGGCGAUCCUUGCAAAGAUCGGAACCGAGCCCGACAUUGCGGACUUCAACCAGCGCCUACAGGACUUGCUCCUCGGCGCCGACGGCCUCUUCGUUGGGUGGCAAGAUGGCCACAAACUCCUCAUGGAUGUUGGGGCGAUUGCAGCUCGAGCCAAGGCUCAAGGCAAGAGUGCUCCGCUGGAUGAUGAUUUUUUUGAGAUAUAG